Xiphophorus couchianus (Monterrey platyfish) is the source of this 1930-nucleotide messenger RNA. RefSeq names its product piggyBac transposable element-derived protein 3-like. The transcript has a single exon. Lineage: Eukaryota; Metazoa; Chordata; Actinopteri; Cyprinodontiformes; Poeciliidae. The record is from RefSeq and is a predicted model, not a curated record. The coding region runs from base 311 to 1588 and encodes 425 amino acids.
UAAUGUAUUCAAUUCUAUUAUCAUAUUAGAUUAUUGCUGUAUUAGUAUUUAGUAUUUUAGUACUUAUUUGUGUUUUUUUUCCAUCCAUCAUAAUAGAUUCACACCUGCGCUACCUGGGCUUCCUGUCUGUCAAGAUGACCCUAAAAUCCGAGAACACUGGAGUCCAAUCCAAUACUUUUCGCAGUACAUCGACGACAAAAUCUUUGAAGAUUUGGCAGCUUUUACAAAUCAAAGACAGCUGCAAACUACAGGAGUGUCAUUAAAUACUACUGCUCAAGAAAUCAAGAUUUUCUUUGGCAUAUCAGUACACAUGGCCUGCCUUGGCUAUCCCAGAGUUAAAAUGUUUUGGGCUAAAAAAACUAAAGUGCCAGUUAUUAGCAGGAAAAUGACAAGGGAUAGGUUCUACAAGCUGAGAAGCUCACUCAAGAUUGUUGAUGAUCUGGAUGUAACAGAAGAGACAAAGGAGUCAGACAUUCUUUGGAGAGUCAGACCAUUGCUUGACCGUGUGAGGCAAGGUUGUCUCAGACUUCCAAGGUAUAACAAGGUCUGCAUUGAUGAGCAAAUCAUCCCUUUCACAGGCCGCUGUCCAGUCAGGCAAUAUGUCCCAGGCAAGCCAAACCCUACUGGCCUAAAGGUCUUUGUCCUUGCCUCUCCAAAUGGUCUGGUGCUGGAUUUUGAGGUGUAUCAAGGGAAGAAUACGUUCAGGGGCCAAAGGUUGGGAGUUGGAGCUGCAGCAGUCUUGCGAUUGGUUGAAUCUCUUCCCACAGGAACCUGUGUAUUCUUUGAUCGAUACUUCACAACAAUCAAUCUCAUGGAUGCUUUGCUUGCAAAGGGUCUUCCAGCAACUGGAACAAUAAUGAGGAACCGAGUACCAAAGCCAUGCCAGCUACCAGGAGAUAAGCAGUUGCGAAAAGAAGGGAGAGGAGCAUCAGUGACGGUGGUCCGGAGGAGGCCUGAGCUGGCAAUCACUAAAUGGUUUGACAAUAAACCAGUGUUGAUGGCUUCCACUGUGUAUGGGAAAGAUCCAGAAGAUAUCUGUAGCAGAUGGUCCAACAAAGAAAAGGCUCAUGUCCAGGUGCGACGACCAGCAGUGAUCAGAGAAUACAAUGACAACAUGGGUGGCGUAGACCUGUGUGACCGAAUGCUGAGCUUUUAUCGCAUGUCAACCAGGACCAAGAAAUGGACAUCACGUGUGAUCGCUCAUUUCUUUGAUGUUGCCAUUACAAACGCUUGGAUCCAAUACAAGUCUGACAGUAAAGCGAUUAAUCGAUCACCUAAGAACACCCAACAGUAUCUGGACUUCAAAUUGCACCUGGCUGAAGAGCUGUUGGAUAGUGCUUCAUUUGAUGACAGCAGUGAAGACAGUGAAGAAGAGUAUCAGCCACCAACCAAAACAAGGAUCCCUCAACCAGAGCCCUCUGUACGCAGACUAGGGGCCAGGUACAUGCCAGAGAUGGUGGAUAUCAAGCAUGCAGAAAGAUGCAGGAAUAAGGGCUGCAAUGGCAAGACAUACAUGAGGUGUACCAAAUGCAAGAUGUUUCUCUGCAUCACCAAAAGGAAAACGUGCUUCCAGGAUUAUCACCGCUAAAAUAUCCAAAAGAAGAACUGUAGAACUGCUUACGUUCAAUGUUAAACUAAAUACACAGGCAACUAUUGUCCGUGCAAGCAGUAAGCAACAGAAAACAACCAAGAGUGAUAAAGAAUUUAGUUUUUUGAUCAAAUUAAAUUUAUUCUUUUGUUAAUAUCACUCUAAAUACAUAAUCUGCUCAUUUUCUAAAUUCAGUUGUAUUUUCACACUAAAAUCAUCCUGUUGUCCACUACAGUGGACAUGCUGUGAAAUUAAAAAUAAAAAUAUGUUUAAAAAAAUUUUAAUUGUAAGGUGUUUUUUUAGGCACAAAUAGAUAGGAAAUCACACAAAAAAAGAAAUUGA